CUGAAAUAUAAUUGAAUAGUUAAUCGUUUAGACAACAGGGAGCUAGUUUCAAAACGGCUUUAUUUAGGUUAUCCUAAUGGGCCCCUUUUUUCAAAUUUGCGUCUGAAACAGAUUCUCUCUACUAGAGUCCCAUUGCGAUAGGCUAAACACUGCUCGAUCGCUUCAUGGACUAUGUCAUUUCAACACAAUGUCAGAUGAAAACGAUGAAGACUCCGAGGAAUGGGAGGAAGAAGAACGAACAGGAGGCACACUUUCUUUUGUGACUACUUUUUUCAGCGGUGUUGUUUCAGGAUUCCUAAGGAAUUUGGGCUGUUUUCGAAGAGUCAACAUGCUUAACGUCCCGUCCCAGUCCUUCCCAGCGCCAAGCUCCCAGCAGCGCGUGGCUCCGGCGGGACAGUCCGGGCGAAACAAGGUGGCUCUAAAGCCAGGCCACAGCUUGAUGGACUGGAUCCGAGUGGCCAAGAGUGGGCGGGACUUGACAGGGCUGAAAGGUCGCCUGAUCGAGGUGACGGAGGAGGAGCUGGGGAGACACAACACCAGGGAGGACUGCUGGACCUGCAUACGAGGCAUGGUUUACAAUAUAAGCCCCUACAUGGAGUUCCACCCUGGAGGAGAAGAGGAGUUAAUGAAGGCAGCAGGCAUAGAUGGCACAGACCUGUUUGACCAGGUCCACAGGUGGGUCAACUAUGAGUCCAUGCUGAAAGAAUGCCUUGUGGGCAGGAUGGCAGUGAAGAGUAGCACUGGCAUUAAAGCCCCCAAGAAGGACAGCAUGACUCACUUGAACGGUCUCUCCCUUCCCCCGCCCCCUUCGUCCAUGGCCCCCCCUGUAGGCCUCGCCCCGCCCUCACCCUCUGCCCCACAACAGCCAGCAGCAGCCCCACCUCCAACCAAAGAUGCGCGGCCCAGGUACGACUGGUUCCAGACAGACGCGACUGUUAACCUGGUGGUGUACACCAAGAGGAAGAUCCCCAGCACGGGUUGUACCAUCGUGGACCUGCAGGGGGGUGUGCUGCGACUGGAGGUCCUGCUGGGGAAAAUGUCUUACAUGCUUCAUCUACGGCUCGCCCAAGACGUACAGCCAAGCGUUGCUGUCCAGACAGCAUCUGCUGUGGGGACGGUCCAGCUCAUCCUUCGUAAGCAGGCCAGGGGGACGUGGCCAGAGCUGGGCCAGCCUCUGGACUCGCACGACUCUCUCCUGCGGAGGAAGGACAGAGGCUUCUUCUACAGGGAGUGUGUGUUGGUGUCUAAAAGCGAGGUGACCCACGACACGCUGGUCUUCCGGCUGCAGCUGCCUCAGGGAACGCUUCUGCACGUGCCCACUGGGAAACACGUCUACCUCAAGGCCCGUAUCCAAGAUAGUGAGGUGGUGAAACCGUACACUCCAGUAGAGCAGACACUCAUGCCUGCUGGCCACGCCCCUCCGGAUCCCGCAGGCUCUGCCCCCACGCCCCUCCCGGACUCCUCCCCACAGGGGGCGGGGCCUGACCUGUUCCUCAUGGUCAAGGUGUACCCAGAUGGAGUGUUCAGCCCUCAUCUGAACAGCCUUGAGACGGGUGACCGUCUGUCGGUAAGUAACCCUGAUGGACCGUUCAGUCUCCGCCCCCUCCGUGAUGUCACACACCUGUAUCUGAUAGCUGCCGGAACGGGGUUCACGCCCAUGGCUCGACUCAUCCGAUUGGCUCUGGAGGAUCUGGCCAAUCUCAGGAAAACCAAGCUGAUGUUUUUCAACCGUCAGGAGAGAGACAUUCUAUGGCGCUCUGAGCUGGAUGACCUUGCUGCUAAGGAGGAGAGGUUCCAGGUGGACUACGUUCUCUCCCAGCCUUGUGAUAGGUGGAUGGGCAUGAAGGGGCGGGUGGACGCGACCAUGUUGGCAGACUUCCUGGUCCGUCCCGAGGGCUCCAGCUGUUACGUGUGUGUGUGUGGCCCCUCCCCCUUCACAGAGCUAGCCGUCAGGUUGGUGAAACAGCAGGGCUUCAGUGAAGAAGAGAUUCAUGCCUUCCAGGGCUGACAUCCACCAGUGUCAGCACUGACACCUCUUAGCCUCAGCUUGCUGCGUUUGUGUGUGUGGGUUGAUGUUUCUGUGUGUGUGUGUGAGGUGUCAUUAAGGUCUGAUAGGUGUAAAGGGUUGUUCUGUGUGGCGUUGUUCUGUGAACUGAGAGGAACCUAAUGCAUCUGUUGUUUACCAUGGUCUGCCCAGAGACUCUCAUGCUGUUAGACUAGCCGGGACAACGCUUCUCUCUCUCUCUCCCCAUCUCUCUCUCUCCAUCUCUCUCUCUCCCCAUCUCUCUCUCUCUUUAUCUGUACCUCUGUUCCCUCCCCUGUUCAUCCCCCCCGAGUCCUGUCCUGUCCACCUCUCUUUUUCUCUCCCGUCAUGUCCUCUCUCUCUAUCUCUACCUCUCUCUUCCCUCAUGUCCUCUCUCUCUAUCUCUACCUCUCUCUCCCCUCAUGUCCUCUCUCUCUAUCUC
This is a messenger RNA of Osmerus eperlanus (European smelt), 2465 nucleotides long. Its product is annotated as cytochrome b5 reductase 4. NCBI's taxonomy places the organism in Eukaryota, Metazoa, Chordata, Actinopteri, Osmeriformes, Osmeridae. The transcript has 17 exons. Bases 188 to 2008 code for a protein of 606 amino acids. The record is from RefSeq and is a predicted model, not a curated record. Gene Ontology annotation, molecular function: oxidoreductase activity; heme binding; FAD binding.